AUGCUAAGGAGAAAUAUUCGAUUGAGGAAAGAAUAUUUAUACCUAAAAAAAGUUGAGGAUGAGAAAAAAAAGUACGCUGAAAAAAUUAAGAGUAUAAAAGAAAGUUAUGAUAAGAAUAAAAAGAUAAGAGGAGAUUUAAAAGAUGAAGAAAGUGAAUUAAGGAAAAAUAUGAACUUAUAUGAUGAGAAAUCAUUUGAUAGGAAAGUUGAUGAUGAAUAUUUUUUUUGUGGUCUUGAAAAUCCCCGAGUAUUAAUAACAACAUCAAGAAAUCCAUCAUCGACAUUAGAAAAUUUUGCAAAAGAAUUAAAAUUAAUUAUACCAAAUAGUGAAAAAAUAAAUAGAGGUAGCUAUUUUAUUAAAGAUAUUUUAAAUUUUGCAAGAAAAAAUAAUAUUACUGAUGUUAUUAUAUUACAUGAAUAUAAAGGAAUACCUAGAAAUUUAAUUAUUUGUCAUUUACCAUUUGGGCCAACAUUAUUUUGUACAAUAAAGGAUUGUAAAAUGAGAUGUGAAUUUAAUGAAAAAAUCGAUAAUAUAUCUUUAUGUACUCCACAUUUAAUUUUUCAUAAUUUCCAUUCAGAUCUAGGAAAGAGAAUUAUGAAUAUAUUUAAAUAUUUAUUUCCUCCUGUUACCAUGCGUACGAAUAAAAGAAAAAUGCCUAAACAUAAUUCUCAAAUUGUAAAAGAUAAUAAAUUAAAUAAAAAUAUAAAUAUUAAUACGAAUAACAACGAUACUAACCAAAUGGACCAAAUGGACCAAAUGAACAAAAUUAAAUUCGUAACACAUACUACACAAGAUGAUGAAGAUAAUAAUGAUCAUUUACAAAUAUAUUUUAAAAAUAAUGAAUAUUUAAAUUUACAAAAAUAUGAAAACAAUCGAGUUAUUGUUUUCUUUAACAAAAAUGAUAUUAUAUAUUUUAGACAUUAUAAUUGGGAAAAAAAUCAAACAAAUGAAAUAGUCCUCAAAGAAAUUGGACCUCGUUUUAGUUUUGUUGUAUAUAAAAUUAAUAAAGAAACUUUAGAUUCAUUAAAUGAAGAUUAUGAAUAUAUAUAUAGACCCUUUAUGAAUUCUAGAAAAGCGCUUCUUACAUAA
Molecule: messenger RNA, 1089 nt
Organism: Plasmodium falciparum 3D7
Lineage: Eukaryota; Apicomplexa; Aconoidasida; Haemosporida; Plasmodiidae
Product: putative U3 small nucleolar ribonucleoprotein IMP4
Biological process (GO): rRNA processing; ribosomal small subunit biogenesis; RNA folding
Cellular component (GO): small-subunit processome; nucleoplasm; Mpp10 complex
Molecular function (GO): rRNA primary transcript binding; rRNA binding
Source: RefSeq, a predicted model, not a curated record